AUGAAAAAAGUAAUAAAUCCACCUUCAUUUUAUUUUCGACCUUCACAUUGUUUGUUAAUUAGUAAUAUUAAUAAAAAUAAUAAAUAUGAUGACUUUUGUCGAAAACUUAUGCAAUAUGGAGUAGUUGUUGAUUUAAUUAAUAAUAUCCAAAAGAAUGGGACAAUUCAAAUUACAUACAAUGAUUUGAGAGAAGCAGAAUGGGCAAAAAAUUGUUUAGAUGGACAAAUAAUCGAUGAAAUGAAUAUUGUUGUUGAAUAUAGUCUUCCUUUAUAUUCAAUUAAUAAUCCUCGUGGAAUAUUAUUAAAUUGUAAUUUAGCAAUUUGUUGCAAAAUGACUCAUCAUAAAAUAGAUUUGAGUUAUUUCAUUAAGUUAUUUCAAAAGUUUGGAGAAAUUUAUAGUAUUUGGGGGUCUUCAAGUGGUAAAAUCUUUUUUGUUGAAUAUUAUAAACUUCAAGAUCAUCUUAAUGCAUUAAAAAAUAUAUCAUCAUAUUCAGAUGAUUCAAUUCAAUUUAAUUGUAAAUCAAUUCAAUAUUCUCCACAUCAAAUUGAUAUAUUAAUGACACCAUUAAAUCAUUAUAAAAUGUUUUCUUCUAAUUUCUUUAGUAAUAAUAAUAAACAAAUAUUAGAUAAAGUUCAAAUAAAUCAACAAUUAUCUCAAAACACUAUUGUAGAUAAAUCAAAAAUUCAAGAAAUAUUGAGACAUAUAAAUGAUGAACUUGCUAAAAAGAAAAUAGAAGAAAAAGAACAUGAAUUAUCUACUACUUCUCCAAAAGAAGUAAUUACUAAUCUUUCAAGAAGAUUAGGACAAAAUUCUAAAGAAAAACAAAAAGAUAAAAUAAUAAAAGAAUAUACUAAACCAAAUAGAAUACAACGAACCCAUUAA
Messenger RNA from Entamoeba dispar SAW760, 882 nucleotides. RefSeq lists its product as uncharacterized. Gene Ontology annotation, molecular function: nucleic acid binding. The record is from RefSeq and is a predicted model, not a curated record. Bases 1 to 882 code for a protein of 293 amino acids. The transcript has 2 exons. Lineage: Eukaryota; Evosea; Mastigamoebida; Endamoebidae.